Gasterosteus aculeatus aculeatus (three-spined stickleback) is the source of this 4108-nucleotide messenger RNA. It is a transcript of the gene ppargc1b, whose product is annotated as peroxisome proliferator-activated receptor gamma, coactivator 1 beta. Gene Ontology annotation, cellular component: nucleus. NCBI's taxonomy places the organism in Eukaryota, Metazoa, Chordata, Actinopteri, Perciformes, Gasterosteidae. Gene Ontology annotation, molecular function: nucleic acid binding; transcription factor binding. Gene Ontology annotation, biological process: positive regulation of transcription by RNA polymerase II. The record is from RefSeq and is a predicted model, not a curated record.
CCUCUCCUAUACUCCGCUCUCUGACUCCGCGGCUCCUCAUUCACUAGAAGAUGGCGGACUGCGCUCCACUAUUAGAUGAGGAACUCUCGUCCUUUGUCUUCAAUUACCUGACAGAAAACUCCGGCAGCCAGUAUGGGGAGGAGGAGGUGUGUUCGGACCGCUUGGACACUGACUUCCCGGACAUCGACCUCUCUCAGCUGGACACCAGCGACUUCGACAGCGUCAACUGUCUCAGCGAGCUCCAGUGGUGCAACGACCAGCCGGCGGACGCGUCGCCGGCCCGCUACUGCACAGCCGACGAGCUCCUCGAGAUCGAAGAGGAGAACGCGGCGCUGCUCGCCGCUCUGACCGACAGCUUGGAUGGCAUGGUGGACGCCGAGGUGGGCGGGCUCUCCGUCUUCCCCACCCUGGGGGAGGAGCCCGACCAGGAAGAGGAAGAGGAGGACCGUCGUCCCCGCGGCGCCGAGGACUUCGGCCAGUCCAUGGGGUCCGAGACGGACGACCCAUCUCUGCUGAUGAAACUCCUGCUGACUCCUCCCAACGUGCCCGCCGCCGCCGACGCCCACAAGGACAGAGUCCACGGCCAUCGCUACAGCAACAGAAGCCUGCACCUGCGGCCCUCCAGACCCCCGGUCAAGGCCGACCUCCGUCAGCAGAGGAAGCCCCGGGCGGUGCGCCCCGCCGGCCACCUGUGUACCGAGCUCCACCGCCACCUCACCACGGCCCGGGACUCAGGGGACGCCCCGGCCCCGGACACGGAGGAGGACGAGGAGGACGAGGAGGAAGAAGAGGACGAGGACAGCGAGUCGGAGGAGGACGAAGAGGACGAAGAAGAAGAAGAAGAGUCUUCCAGCAGCGAGGCGGAGGCCGUGGCGGUCGCGUGCGCGGCCCCCGCCGAGCCGCCGAAGCCCCAGUUCAGCUCGGAGAAAGAGCUGCGCUCGGUGGUGGAGCUGAUCACGUACAUGCACACGUACUGCCUGCCCACGCGCAAGCAGCAGGGCUGGGAGCGGAAGGACCGCGAGGCCGCCAGGCCCCGGGCCAGACCCGAGGGCCCCCGCCCGGCCCCCACCGGCUCGCACAGCAGAGUCGUCUUGGUGGCCGCCCCCGCGGCCAGCGGGGGCUCGGCCGGGACGGGCCCCCGGAGGGUCCCCUUUGCGAGGCGGAGGGAGGUGAAGGCCAACUCCCUCCUGCGCUAGCUCCUGCAGCGGAGCAGCUCUUCGACUGAGCAAGCUUACAGACUGCACAGCCCCCCUACUCCAACCCGCGCGGCGCCGCCCAAGCGGAGUCGGAAAGACUCGUCUUCUCGAGAGAGAGCGGCUCUUGAAGGCGCGCGGAGCGUCGAGGAGGCGGCGGAGGACGGCGGCUCCUUCUCGGUCCGGCGCUCGCGGCGCCUGGCCUCCUUCCCCAGCCGCUUCGGCAAGAGGCCGCGGCCUGGACGGGCCAGGGAGGGGGAGCGGAAGGGCAGGGAGGAGAGGGAGGAGGGACGGGCCGCGCUCAAGCUCCUGCCGACGCAGGCGGGCGGCGGCGCGACGACGACGGAGGCGCCGACGGCGGGCGACGAGCCGGCCGCACCCUGCUGCCACAACGAGAAGCGAGCCUGCCUCUGCCUGACUCUCACCCCCAAAUCCACAGGAGAGUCCCAGUACGGCAGCAAGCCUUUCGAGCAGACGCUCGGCAUGGAUCUGUGUGGAACAGCAGGUCUCACCCCUCCCACCACCCCGCCUCACAAACCGGUGGAGGAUGAGCUCUUCAAACCGGCAGAGGGAGGAAAGGUGGGUGAAGGAACAGGAGGAGGCGGCGUCGAGGCGGCUCACGCGGCCUCCAGUACCAACGCCGCCGCCGCCGCCGCCAAGGGCUCGACCCGGCUGACCCGCGCCGCCCACCACCGGAAGCUCCCGGAGCAGACGGAGCUGUACGCCCAGCUGCGCCGCAUGGGCCAGGCCGGCGACGGCGACACCCGCCGCGCCUUCGGCGACCACGACUACUGCGCGCUGAGCCUCGGCGAGAGCCGCAAGCGCAGCGCCGCCAUGCUCGGCGCCAUCUUGCAGGCGCAAGGAGGGAGCGACGGAGCCGGCUCCGCCCCCGCGCCCGCUGAGGCCGACGAGCGGGCGUCGGACGGCGAGGGAAAGGAGAGCGGGGAGGGCCGGCAGCGCCGAGACGCCUCUGGCAUCAGGGGCGCGGCGGUGACCUUCUCGACGUCGCCGAUGACGUCACUGCUGCGCUGCCUGACGCCGGCUGCUGCCACGCCGCCGGUCUCGGAGGAAGAGGCGGAGCGCUCGUCUGCGUCCCGCUCACCCUCGCCCAUCCUCCACCUGUGUCCCGACUCCCCCGCCAGCAAGACGGACUCCAGCUGUUUUAGUGAAAACUCUGAGAUCACACCCGACGACAAGCAGAGGAACAAAGCCAAGUGUGACGAGGACAACUGCCAGGUGUUUUACAUCCACAACCUGCCGACGAGCGUGACCCAGAACAUGCUGAGGAAACGCUUCCAGGUUUUCGGCAAACCCGAGGACUGCAAAGUCAUCAUCUGCAACGAGGAGCGCUGCGGGGUGAUAAAGAUCCGCCAGGCGGGGGUUCAAAAGCACUGGAGAGAGCGGGAGACUGUUUUCCAGAGCGGGCCCGCGGGCCUGAGGAGGCUAACGAGGAAACGCUACAUAGAUCUCGACGAGGCAGGACCGGGCCCCGUCAAGAGCAAGUACGAUGCACUGGACUUUGACGCUCUGCUGAAGGAGGCCCAGAAGUCCCUGCACCGCUGACGGGCCCGGCCUUUAAAGUGCAGCAACUCCCCCCGCGACUACACGGCUCUGCCCUCGCAAAGGCCUUCGUAGUACCUCCAUGCAAGGCAACCUCGCAAAAUGUUUACAUUUUUACCAAUGGAAUAAAAGUAAUGUUAAGGACCUCGUCGUUUCUUUUUUUUUUUUCUUUCUUUUUUUUUUUAACGUUUCUUUCACCAGAGGAUACUGCUUUAAAAAAAACGAGGAAGCCACCGGGAUUCAAGAGCUAACGGAUGAAAACGGGACACGGCAAUGGAGCAACGGCUGCAGACGAGUUCGUUGCUGAACGAGAAUAACGAAGAGCCGUCUUGUGUUGUUUGAGAAGCCCCUCGACCCCCCACCCCCCCGACCCCCCCUCACGGAGAGACCUCCGUAGCAGAUCCUUGCUAUUCCUGCGUUGCGUUGGUUGUCGUGAUGUACGUUUCUGCGCGUGUGUGUUCUUUGUCUUUUUUGUAAAAAAAAAAAUUCAGAAAAAAAACUCUCUCUUUUUCCGGUUUUCGGGUGGUGAACCUUUCAAGCUGUUUGUUCGCCAUGAAGUCCUGCGGUUGUAAAAAAAAAAAAGAAUAAUGUACCCCUGCUUUGUUUUAGCAAAAAAUUGUGGAUGUUAUACAUUUUCAAAUCUAUUGUGUGUGCGCGUGUGUGUGUUAUGGACAAAGAAUAUAUAUAUAUAUAUAUAUACAAAAAACAUUUAAUCAUUUGAUGACUGAUAAAGUUUACAAAUCUAAAAUGAAGAUGAAAAAAAAUUCAUGUUUUUUUUUCUUUUCUUUUUUGUAACUGUAGUGCUUCCUUGAUUUGAUCUAUGCACUGUAAGGAGGUCGAUACCUCCUCCGCUCCCCUUGUGACUCUGAACUCUGCCAUGCCGACUAUCCUGGACUCCGCUACUGGCUGCCGCAGGCUCUGUUUGAUCCGCGUCGACUGACUAAGACCCCGACUAUGUCCUGGAAAAAAUGACACCUCUAAAUUCCAUAAGUAAGUUGCCCGUUGAGUUAUUACAUAAUUCUCAAAAUUCCUUCGGCGUGGCCAGAUUGUAUAACGAGCCUUCAAGUUGACUGAAUUUUUUUUUUUAAAAAGGUACGUGCUACAAAUCCAACAAUUGGACCUUAUGGGGUUUUUUUGGUACAGAAAUUGGGUGAAAGAAAAAAAUUGAGAUUGUCCUUGAUGUGUUGUACCUGGGUCAUGAUGUAUGUCUGAUAGAGUCCCACUGAACAUGCGUCCAACAAUGGCCUCAGCCUAUCGACAUCCCCGGAGGCCACAGCCAAUGCAGCGCUCACUGUUUACAUUUGGACUGCGGCAAGCAGGACCAAAAUGGGGAAUUAAAGAUGAAGAUAGCCAUA